This is a messenger RNA of Plasmodium cynomolgi strain B, 1047 nucleotides long. RefSeq lists its product as hypothetical. The transcript has 2 exons. The coding region runs from base 1 to 1047 and encodes 348 amino acids. The record is from RefSeq and is a predicted model, not a curated record. NCBI's taxonomy places the organism in Eukaryota, Apicomplexa, Aconoidasida, Haemosporida, Plasmodiidae.
AUGGAAGACCAAUCGACAACCAAGGAGGGGCAGGACAGAGAAGGAGGAGGCAUUCCUGAUGGAAACAACCCUUUGAUGGAACUGCAGUCAUGUGGACCCCCCAAAGUUCCCAAUGUGGCGAGUUCCAAAGCGAGAUGCAAAGGUACAACCGAGCUAAGAGUGGACUACGCCACGAAGACGAUAGAAAAUGCGAAGGAGAUCCUGCGAAACAGUGACCAGUGCGUGAUGAGAGAGUCGAAGUUGGAGGCGGAUGAGCUGAAUGACAUCGCGGAGAUUUUGCACAGCAAGGAUGGGGAGCUGGCGGCGGUCGGAGGGGUAGGUGCCAUCGGUGGAGCAGCUUCUAUCGAUGGGGCAGCUUCUAUCGGUGGGGAAGCUUCUAUCGGUGGGGAAGCUGCCAUCGGAGGGGUGGCGCCAGGUGGCGACCCCCCCGCGAACGAACAGAACGACGCAAACAUGAAGGUCCUGUUCGAAAGCUCCAACUCGUCCCUGCCAUUUAUCCUCAAGGGAAUCUCGGAGACUCUAGACCAUAUCCUCUCAGUUGACAAAAUGAAAAGCAGAAAUAAAAAUAAACUCAUACAAGUAGUGCAAAACGCACACAUGCUCCUGAGGUCGAAUUACAAUCUGGUCCUCAAAUGUGACACAAAUUUAGCAGUAAUUGUAAAAAGAAUUAAAAGACUGUACAGACUCUACAGGAAGUUAGAUAGUCAUACAAAAAUACCUACUAAAGUGAAGACCGUUGUUGGGGACGUUGCUCCAUAUAUGCUACCCAUUCGACAUAACGACAUGGGGGAGGUUCCCUUCGUUGGGGAUACUGGAAGUGGUCCUAGUGGUAGCGCCAUAAAAAGGAGAAACACAAACCAACAGGAUGAAACUGAAGCUCAUGAGGGGGAUGGAAAUGGAGACGUCGAUAAGCAAAUUGGGGGAGCUCCUCCUACCCAUGAUGAUAACGAUAACAUGAGUGGUUCUGUUCAUGGGGGGGACAAAGAGUUGAACAGAAACGCGCAUUCCAUUGUUGCUUCAUCAGUUGGAGGAUUGCCCCCAAAGUGA